CGAAAAUACUUUGACAGCUCGGAGAAAACAGUCGACUAAACAUCAUGACGAAAGGGCAGUAUCAGUCGUCGCUUUCAACAGCACCAAUUGUAACAUGUAUGAAGACACUUUUGAUGGUGUUUAACUUCAUCUUCUGGGUAACUGGCAUAGUCAUCCUGGCUAUUGGGAUAUGGACAAAGGUGGAUCUGUACAAGUACUUGGAACUGUCCUCAAUAUACCAGCCCGAGGCUCCCUACGUUCUGAUUGGGGUUGGAGCGGUCAUCGUCCUGGUCGGCUCCCUUGGGUGCUGCUGCACUGUUAAAGGAAACUCCCUCUUGUUGUAUAUGUACUGUGGGUUUCUGUUCAUCGUGUUCAUCGUUGAGCUCAGCGCAGGCAUUGCACUUCUUGUGUACAGAAACAAGCUGGAGAAAGGUUUCAAAGAAGGGCUGGGGAGUGCGAAGGAGAAGUAUGGCAAACAAGGAGAAGAUGAGAUCACCAACGCCUUCAACGACCUACAGAAGACUUUGCACUGCUGUGGAAUCGACAACUACGAAGACUGGUAUAAAACCCCUUGGGAGCUGAAACAGAACACCACAAAGACGGUGCCCCUGUCCUGCUGCAAGAACCCAGCCAGCUGCAAGAACACGGACCUCGGUGACAAGCCCACUGAUAUUUACAGCCAGGGCUGCCACCGGCUGGUAGUGGACUUCAUCAACGAUCACAUCGGACCAAUCGGUGGAGUGGCUCUUGGAAUAUCCUUCUUCCAGGUGCUGGGAGCUGUUCUGGCCUGCUGUCUGGCCAAGUCCAUCAACAAGGCUAAAUAUGAACAAGUUGCUUAGACACGUCCCUCAACACAGAGAAUCGAAUACAACCUGAAAUUAUUAAGGAGGGGACCUAUCUGAACUUUACGUGUCCUCAACAUUUUGACUGACAUUUUAUUUGAACUUCUGCCUGGAAACAAAAACGACAAAAUUUGUACACUUUAAUGUUGGCCAUUUUAUCACUAUUGUCAGUAAUCAAGAAUUUGUCAGCUGUUGACAGCAAUAUUUUGGACUGUCUUCUAUUAUUUUUUUCUGGCUUGCUGAAGUUCUUUUCUUUAUAUGAUUGAAACUGUAAUGUAGUAUGAACUAUAUGCAUAAUACUUUCAUGUGAUAAACACGUUUCUAAAGACACAGUUAAGAACUCAAGCAUUAGAAAUGCUCCUAUCUGUAUUUAGAAUCGCUCUGUUAACAGCAAAUAUGUUUUACUACCUUGAAAUAUGUCCAUGUUUUCUCUGUCAAAUUAAAGUAGUAUGCAUGGUAGUGUACUCUCGUGUACACUUUAGAAAAUGUUUUUGCUCAUUGUCAAGAUUGAAUUUAAAGUCUUAAUGUUAGAGUUAUGCCAUUUCAUAGGUCACAAAUCAAAGAUAUUCUCAAGGCAAGACCAUAAUCAAACUUAAGGUUGGUUACAAGACUAUUGUCUUUGAAGCUUAACUAGCGCUAAGGGGCAUAACUCUGUCUCGACCAAGGGAUUGGAUAGACACUGCAUGUACUUAAAACCCUAAGUUACAAUUUCAUUUCAUUUUGAGAAAAGCAAAGCUAUUUGAUUGGCAGAAUAUUUUGACCACAAUGUCAAGACGAGUGGGCAAAUUAAGUGAUACCACUGUUUCGAGCCUGAUUUGACGUUAUUACACUGGAGAAAGUGAACGUUAAGUUAUCAAGCUAUGAAUUGAGGAUGUUUCUUUUUAAAUAUUUGUAAAAUAAGGCUAGUUUAUUGUUUCAUCAUCAAACAAAGAUAUAAUCAAACAAACAUUCAAAAUAGCAUAUUUUCAAUCAAAAUGCAUCUACAUUUUGUUGGUACUGUUGCAAAAGUAGGCCUGGCUCACUUGUAAAGCAAAGGAAAUAGGCCUAUUAACAUUCUUGACAUUCCUGUGUAUCUCUAGUGGUUUAUAAUGAAUGUAGGCUCUUAAAUUGAUUGAUGUACUGUACAUGAAUAUAUACUCAACCAAAAAGGUUAGGGAUCAUGAAUAUUGUUUAUCCUUAACUUUUUUUGUUCAGUAUAUAAUGAUUACGUAACUAACCUACAAGGAACAUUUGUAUGAGACCAAGAACAUCCAAAUAUUCAAACUCUUUAAUGAAAUAUUUCUUGUCAAUUUUAGAAAGUGCUUUUUGUCUCCAAAGAUCUUAAAAGCCAGAUUUACUCUGUUUUGUAAUUCAGAAUUUGUGAAGUUUUUGAUUGAUAGCUGUUAUCCUAAUAUAAUCAAAUAUAUUAUUUACAUUUUUUACAGAGUGUUUAUUAUGAGAUGUGUUAUGAAUGUCGAACAUUCCAUAUUGAAGCCUGUGUUUUGGAGAUACCUUCAAUGGUGGCCUGUUGCAGCUGUGCAUCCGUCACUGAAUGUCUCAAUGCACAUCUCUGUAAUCUUUGGGCUGGGACUGCUGUUUGUCCCACCCCUCUCUACUGCUAACAUGAACCAAUCUGUCAGUCCUGUAGUUGAGCUGGCUUGCCCCGCCCCCAUUCUAGGCUCCACCCACUGUUGGCCCCACCCUUAUGUCUUGCCACCCCGAAUCUGUGUCAUGCUCAACCAUCCAGCUUGUUGCUCAUGUCCAACCACUUCCUCAAGUCACGCCUAUUUACUGGGGGCACGGGUGGCCCAGUUGUAUAAGGCGCCGCGAUUUGCUGUGCAGAGUUGCCUCCCUUGGGCAUGCCAGAAACCUAUGAUUGUGGGUCGAAUCCCGGUUCGCCCCGAUUAUGUUUCUAGGUAUGUCAGCACCAUACCCGUGCUCGUGGGUUUCACCGAAGUGGUAACGUAGACCUGCAUUACUUCGGGCUUUCCUCCCACAUUAAGCUGAAACGGCGUGAUAUAACUGGAAUAUUGUUAAAAGCGGCGUUAAACCCAACUCAUUCACUCACUCACUCACUCACUCACUCACACCUGUUAACUGUAUUUUUCUUGAGUAUAGUGCAUACCACCAUCUAAGGAAUAUAGUAUGUGUGAGAAAAGAGUGUUUCAAGUAUUAUACACAAUAUAAGACUAUGUUCCAUCCCUUAAACAAGUACUGGUAAACGAACAGGUGACAACAAACGUGGUCAGUAUAAAUUGUACAUCUGUAAUCCUGCCCACCCCCUCCCUCUGUUCAGCCUGCUUCUGGAGGUGUGUCCCAAACACUGGUCUGAUCUGAAGCAUGAAACAUAGGAACCAAAGAGUUGUUAGAUGAUGCCUGACUAACUCUUUGCUUAUCAAGACAAGGCUGUGCUGAAGUGUUAACCCUAUGUGAGCUAGUCACACUUAGCAGCAAGGGUUUACAAUUUCUACUUUAUUAUCUUCACACGUCCUCAGAUUCAUCACAAGCUAUGUCAGUGAUUACAUGUAAUUACAGAGCGAACAGUUUGUAAUGUCAGUCUCCAGGGUGUCAUAUUUGAUGCAUGUACCAAGUGUUUUGUCACCUGGGAUAGUGUCCUGAGUAUUGUAUCGGCCUGGAUGAUAUAGCAAGUGUUGUGUCGGCCUGGAUGAUAUAGCAAGUGUUGUGUUGGCCUGGAUAAUAUAGCAAGUGUUGUGUCGGCCUGGAUGAUAUAGCAAGUGUUGUGUUGGCCUGGAUAAUAUAGCAAGUAUUGUCGACCUGGAUGAUAAAGCAAGUAUUGUGUCGGCCUGGAUGAUAUAGCAAGUGUUGUGUUGGCCUGGAUAAUAUAGCAAGUAUUGUGUCGACCUGGAUGAUAAAGCAAGUAUUGUGUCGGCCUGGAUGAUAUAGCAAGUGUUUUGUCACCUGGGAUGGUGUGGUAUUGUAUCGGCCUGGAUGAUAUAGCAAGUAUUGUGUCGGCCUGGAUGAUAUAGCAAGUGUUUUGUCACCUGGGAUGGUGUGGUAUUGUAUCAGCCUGGAUGAUAUAGCAAGUAUUGUGUCGGCCUGGAUGAUAAAGCAAGUAUUGUGUCGGCCUGGAUGAUAUAGCAAGUGUUUUGUCACCUGGGAUGGUGUGGUAUUGUAUCAGCCUGGAUAAUAUAGCAAGUAUUGUGUCGACCUGGAUGAUAAAGCAAGUAUUGUGUCGGCCUGGAUGAUAUAGCAAGUGUUUUGUCACCUGGGAUGGUGUGGUAUUGUAUCGGCCUGGAUGAUAUAGCAAGUAUUGUGUCGGCCUGGAUGAUAUAGCAAGUGUUUUGUCACCUGGGAUGGUGUGGUAUUGUAUCAGCCUGGAUGAUAUAGCAAGUAUUGUGUCGGCCUGGAUGAUACAGCCAGUAUUGUGCCAGCCUGGAUGAUAUAGCAAGUAUUGUGUCGGCCUGGGUGAUAUAGCAAGUAUUGUGUCAGCCUGGGUGAUAUAGCAAGUAUUGUGUUACCUGGGAUGAUAUGGCAGAUAUUGUGUCAGCUGAGAAGAUAUUGUGAUGACUCUGAGGACAAUUGACUUCAUAUUGUUAAUUCUGUGUAAUUUCUUAAAGUUUUUCUGUGAAAAUAUGUUUCGAGUGUUAUUUAUUAGGUACCUUGAGUGUUUAUGUUUGUGUGUAUAUAUAUAUCAACAUUGUUUUGCAUACUACUUUUCCUAAAACUUAUUAUCACGUGUUAGGAGCAGAGAGUAAUGUAAGAACAGCAUGAAUGAACAGGUGUUAUGGAUCACAACAAGUUAAUUGUAGUAAUAUGAAGGAAGUGGUGGUCUUUAACCUUUUUUUAGUAGUAUAUUACUCCCAUCAGCAAGCAUUACGUAAUGAAAGGGAUUUGGUAACUGAUAAAAAAGAGCACAAUAAAAUAGGCUUGUAACUUCUGACUUGGAUAAGCACCACAGUGGGUGUCAUGCUGACAGUAUCAAGCUUGGCAAGGGGACUGCAAGUGAUGUUACUGUUUUGGGUAAUUUUGUAUGCAUAUACUUGUUAUUAAUAGCGUACUUACAUCUAUGGUAUCCGAUUUUAUGUGUUUCUGAUUUGAUGCUUAAUCCAUCAUAGAUUCAACUUAUUAGUAAAACAAUUGAAUGUCCAUUUUACUAAUAUCUUUAUUAUCAAUAUUUAUCCAUUUUAUUGUCGUUAGUUACAGUAUUUUUGAAACUUACAAUAUUCAUCACUUAAGUCCACGUGUAUAGACGUGAUGUUAUGGGUAUUCUGCCCUUUCUUGGGGUGUAACAAUACAGUGCGUAAACAAUAUGUAAACAUCUUUGUCUCUCUUCAUGAGUCAUGGGAAGCAAGUAUUUAAAAUGAAACAAUGUUAUUGGUGGAGUAGCCUAGUGGUUUGUUUAAGCAUUUGCUCAUCACAUCAAAGACCCAGGUUCGAUUCCCCACAAGGGUACCAUGUGUGAAGCUCAUUUCUGGUGACACUGUUGUGAUGGAGUGUUUCUAAAAGCGGCUUAAAACCAUACUCAUUCACUCUCUUUCCACUGAAUGAAGGGGAGACUAGAUAGCCUUGAUAGUUAAAUCAUUUGUUCUACGUCCCAAGGGCCUAGGUUUGAUUCCCCACAUGGGUGCAAUGUUUGACACCCAUUUCUGGUCUCUCCCGAUGAUGUUUUUGGAAUAUUGCUAAACGUGCCACUAGACCCAACUAAAUUACUCAUUCAACUGAGUGUCGCCAAUUUUGAUGGUUUCUUUCAUGUACUAUCAGACUUUCCAAGUUAAUCUAUGUUCAAAUUUAUCAUUUUCUUUUCAAAAGUGAAAGUAUUGACCUGUGGAAAUGAUAAUGUUGGCAACCUUCCAUUGCAAUCAAUGCAAUCAGUGCAUUCCCAUAGUGUUUGGAUGCUUAAAACAUCUGGCUGUCUUACUGGCUCUAUCAAGGGGCGGUCGGGUAGCCUAGUGGUUAAAGCCUUCGCUUGUCACGCCAAAGACCCGGGUUCGAUUCCCGACAUGGGUACAAUGUGUGAAGCCCAUUUCUGUUGGAAUAUUGCUAAAAGCGGCGUAAAACCAUACUCACUCACUCACUAACUAUCUGGAAUUAAUAGGUGAGAAUUGUGUUGGCAAACACUUUUAUUUUGACUUAUUCAUAAUGGUUACAAGAAAAAUAUAAAAAUCUGUCUUUUGUUUUGCUUAUCAAUUGAAUGUUUAAAAGAUCAGUGUUCAAUUUAGGAACACACUUCUGAGAAUGUUUUACCUUUUGGGUCGUCAAAUUCCUAUCUUAUCUUAUCUUACUUCAAUAUAUAUGGUUCAUUUAGAUCUGAGACUUUUUAUGUUGUCUGUAUGUUAUAAGAGAUGGGGUUCUUUCGAAAAAUAUUAUAAAAAAAUGCCAUUUCUGGGUACCGAUUUAAAGGAAAAGUUCAUGUGAGGAAUUUUAUGAAGUAUGUUGAAAAAUAUUCAAAUUAAGAUUUAUUAAAUGGAUUAAGAAAUAUUGAAACGUCCAUGUUUAUCAAUGGCAGUCAAGGUAAUAAUGGCUAAUAUUUCUACUGUUAAGACAAUUUAAAUUAUUUAUUCACAACAGCAUUAUCUCACUGUGUAGCUCUCGUUGUUGCCGGGGAGACAGUGGGGAGGCUUGAGGAAAAGAUACCCCCUUGUGAGUUUAUGAGCAAAUCAAGUAUUGUUGGGUGUAUGAAAACAUGACUGUAACAGUGACCAGGUCUAACAGCUAAAAAUAUGCAGUUUCUAAUUUAGAUUAAUUUAGAAUUGUCCCCUAAACUGUGCCGUGAUAGGCCACCGGACAUACCUGCAAGGAAGACUGAUUGUUGGAUAGGCUGCACUUAUGGGCUUUCAAACCACAAAAUGUUGUACUAGUUCGCCAUCAGUUUGUUAAAUGUUUACUUUGCUGUUGUGACAACCAGGGCAGACUGUGAUAAUAGAUUCACUAUUAGACGGCAAAGGGAAACAGUUCAUAGCCAGACACUGGCUUGGUUUUGUUAAAAACAUGUUAUUAAAAGAACACAAAGUAAAGUGGAUUGUGAGCAUCUAGGCCUGGGCGAUGUCGAUUCAACACUGUGUGGUGGUAAUGUGUUGAGAGUGUUCAUUAAGCCAAGGGGCGGUCAGGUAGCCUAGUGGUUAAAGCGUUCGCUCGUCACACCGAAGACCCGGGUUUGAUUCCCGGGUACAAUGUGUGAAGUCCAUUUCUGGUGUCCCCCGCCUUGAUAUUGCUUGAAUAUUUCUAAAUCGGCGUAAAACCAUACUCACUCAUGAAGCCACUCACUCAUGAAGCCAAACAACAGCCAUAUUUCUUACCCCAGAACAUCACAGAAUGCAGUUACUGUACUCUGCUGUAUGCUAACACAGACAUGUUUGUGGCAGAACAACCAUCAUAAUGAUCUUUCAAAUAAGACCAUGUGCUCACUUGAUUGUUUUCCAAAUUAUUGCCUCAAUAAAACUGUUUGUUUUUUGGUUUUGUUUGCCUUCUAUUAAGUGUAUAUCUGUUUAGGGGGGAAUCCUUUUCCCCUUAGUAUUAAUUUAAUUAACAAUCGGGCUCGACAGUUCUGUUUGUUUCCGACAUGUUUGGUUACUCGCUGAUAAGUGGAGAAGAAAGAAAAUAGCAUAUGUAUGGGUAGGAGAAAGUGCAAUAUUUCCAUGACGUAUUACUAUAUAUAUUUAUACAGUUUCACUAUGUUGUAGAGAUAUAUAGAUAUUCCUAGAUAUACCUAGACUGUAAGGACAGUGGUUAAUGCUGAUUCUCUCACGUAGCCAGCUGUGUUAAGGAUGAACGGAAACACUGUCACAGCAUACAUUGUUACUUUGUUCAGACUACGACAUGUCAUGACGCACCACGGUAGACUGAAGCGUGUGGGUCUAUUCUCAUAAUAUACCGGUAACAGAAAAAAUUGUUGAUUGGUUUUCUGACAUUUUUGUUUAUGUGAAAUGUUUAUUUAAAAACAUUAUUAAAAAAAAUUCAAAUCGAUUUGGAGACUAUCCAAUGUUGACAUGAAUAGAAUAAUUUAUGGAACGCUACAUGACAACCCAGUAUGAAGUGUUGGUGCCAGAUGUUAUCCUGUGCCUCGGGGAAUCGUUACAGCCUUAAUUAUGAUUUCUAGAAGUAUAUACUAGUACAUACACGUCUAGAAUGCAUGGUAUGCAUGCAUGAAUAUGUCAUGGUCUUUCUCAAGGAUCCCAACAGUGACUCCAGAAAUCGUUUGGAAAUUGUCAUUCGGAAUGCAUAAUAUGCAUGCAUGAAUAUAUCAUGGUCUCUCUCCAGGAUCUCAACAAUGACUCUAGAAAUUGUCAUUCGGAAUGCAUAAAAUGCAUGCAUGAAUAUCAUGUUUGUUUUUGUGGCUUGUGUUUUGAUUUUUGAUCCCUAGGAGUUAUGAGAUCUACUUGAUCUUUCAUUCUACUGUGAUUUCUGCUCAACUCUGGAGUGAUAAUCUGGAGAUGGCUGAUGGAGACCAGGUCUCACUCUCAAUGGUGCAAUUUCUGUGUUGUGAGUCUCCUGCACCUUAGGUCUUGCACAAUGGAAUGCUGUCUGUGGCUCCCAUCUCACCUGUUAAUAAAUGUGCUGUACUCCA
Molecule: messenger RNA, 8325 nt
Organism: Haliotis rufescens (red abalone)
Lineage: Eukaryota; Metazoa; Mollusca; Gastropoda; Lepetellida; Haliotidae
Product: tetraspanin-7-like
Exons: 7
Coding region: 45-818 (257 amino acids)
Cellular component (GO): membrane
Source: RefSeq, a predicted model, not a curated record